UGUUAUGAUCACAACAAAACUCUGCAUUAAGCUGAAUAGGUUAAUAUGUGCUUUUAAAAUUUAAAGUGUUAUUUUCACCGAAACGGCAGUGGGUUCUGCGGAAUCCCCGGCCAUCUUUUAGCUUUCGACGUUCUAUUAUGCAUUUUUGAACGCAUGGGUCAAUUCCAGUCCAUAGUCCAUCGUAGAAGCAGAAAUUCUCCGCAUCAGCUGAAAUCUUUCCCUGAUCUGAGUAAUUUUCCCCCCGAAGUUGCUGUGUCUGUUUUGUCGCACUUGAACGCAACGGAUCUAUGUCUUGCUGCUUGUGUUUGGAAGCAUUUAGCUGACAAUGAACUUCUCUGGCAAAGCCUGUCAAAAGUUACAUGGGGAUAUGCUUCAGCAUAUAACAGGAAGCAUCAGGGAAAGAUUUCCUUCAAGGAACUGUACAUGUUGCUAGAUGAGGGAACUUGCCUCUUUAAUUUUGAUCCACAUCAGGGAAUAAGUUAUCUAGUGAGACAUAAUGUGUUGGAUGAUUCAUGUACUGAGAUAGGAAAGUUUAUUAACUGCACUAGUACUCUUUAUGGAAAGUCUGUCAGCGAGUUUCUUGAUACAAGAAGAGAUGUCUUGCAAGAAAUUGUUAACAUGCAGCAUUAUGAAGGGGUAUUUUUACCUGUGGCACUAAGGCAGUUUUUUGAAAGAGUUUAUCCCCCAGAACAGAGAGGAGAAUUCUUAGACACCCUUUUGAACAAGUUCUCCAUUCGGUUCUGUGCUACAAAUCCUAGCACACCCCUAACACCAGAGAGUGUAUUUAUUCUAUGCCACUCACUGAUUCUUCUCAGUGUGGAUCUGAGCAGUCCCCAUGUGAAGAACAAAAUGACAAAGAGAGAGUUUGUCAAAAACUUGCGUGGUCUCAUUCAAGGGCCUGGUACUGAGUUUCUUGGUGAUCUCUAUGAUAAUGUGUAUUUAGAGGGACACAUUGCUUUGAAGGCCAAGAAGUGUGUGCAGAAAACGACCUUUCCUUUUGAGAGGCCUUAUGGGAAGAUAUUUUUACAUAUGUAGUAAUUUAAUUAGUAAGAAACAAUUUAUUUAAAUCAAGUGUUUGUACUCUUUUAGGUGAAAUUGUUAGAAUAACGUUUUCAAGGAGAAAAACUUAAUAGAUUAUUGAUCAGCACAAAAUAACCUGAGUUCAACCCAAUUUUUGCAAUUUACUCCAAGAGUUUUUUUAUGGUUGGAUUCUCUCCAUACUGUUAUCUGCCUCAAGAAAGGUUAAGUGAAGAUAUGUAUGCCAGAUAUAUUGUUUCAUAG
Messenger RNA from Pocillopora verrucosa, 1281 nucleotides. The record is from RefSeq and is a predicted model, not a curated record. NCBI's taxonomy places the organism in Eukaryota, Metazoa, Cnidaria, Anthozoa, Scleractinia, Pocilloporidae.